AACAGCUCUCUGGUAAAAUCACUGCUGUCUACUCAGACAUCCCUGCACUGUUAUUUGGGAACUAUCUAUAGAGAAGCUUCGUCUGGCACAGUGUUUUCCUAGGCUUGUUUAUUCUCUUCUCCUAUUACUAUUACCAAACACUUUACUGAUUGAAUUGUAUUGGGAGACUUAUAGCUUAACUAACCGUUAGCUACCCUAUGUUGUCCUAACUUGCCUGCGCUGCAUACACACUGAAGGGCCCAUGUUUUGUUAAAGAAGUCUCUGGAUGCUGUGGGAAAGCUGGGAAGUGCUUGUUAUCGUGUUGACCAGGUGAUUCUGCACUGCUGCUGCUAUAGAGAAGUGAGCGGUGAGAGACAGAGGGGACUAUGAGUUAUUGCAGCUCACAGAUUAACACUAAAGCAGAGGCGAGCAUCAUCAGCCGAGAAAGCUCAAAACACCUCCCUGAGAUCUCCUCCUGCUCCUCCUGCUGCUUCCAGCCAUCCUGAACCUCCUCCUCCUCCUCCUCCUCCUCCUCCUCCUCCUCCACUGCUGCUCACAGCCUUGUUUAUUUACAGCGACGAUGGCGCACUGUUUUCUGAGAAGACCAUGAGCUCCUCAGGAUCUGCCUCUGUGGCUUCAGGAGGUGCGGGGAAAGGUCGAGGGAGCCGGGCGCCUGCCGAGUCUGAGGAGGGAACUGACCCCUUGCCCAUGUACGGCUCAGGCCACUGUAAGUGGUUUAAUGUACGAAUGGGCUUUGGAUUCAUAUCGAUGACUAGUCGCGGAGGAAAUCCUAUUGAUCCUCCGUUGGAUGUGUUUGUUCACCAAAGUAAGCUGCACAUGGAGGGAUUUCGGAGUCUGAAGGAAGGCGAGGCUGUGGAGUUCACCUUUAAGAAGUCCUCUAAAGGCCUUGAGUGUGUGCGAGUUACAGGUCCUGGAGGAGCCCACUGUGUGGGCAGUGAAAGAAGACCCAAAGGAAAGAGUGUGCAGCAGAAACGAAAGCCAAAGGGAGACCGAUGCUAUAACUGUGGUGGUCUGGAUCAUCAUGCCAAAGAGUGCGGUCUCCCCCCACAACCCAAGAAGUGCCACUACUGCCAGAGCUCCACCCACAUGGUGGCGCACUGUCCGCACAAAGCGUCCUCAGCCGCUCAGGGAAGAUACAGCUCGGAUCCGCCUGCCUCCAGCUCAGGCCAGACAUCAAGCCCUCACUGUUCAGAUGCAGGCCAAAGAGCCUCCUACUCAGCUCAGGACUGCUCCACCUCCAGCACCUCCAAACCCUCCAGCUCCCCUGAAGACCCCACGCCAAAAGCUGCCUCAUCACAGAGAAAAAAGAGGAAAAAAUGAGGGAGAGAGAGUCUCUUGUGGUACAACUUUAAAACCUCUCAGGCCACCUCGUCUUAUCCAGGUCCCCAACGUGUAAACAUUCUGCUGCAUCCGCCCUACCUCAGUCUGAUAAGUAUGGCCCAGACCGACAUCUCUGGACCUCUUCAGCCUCAUGCAAAGGAGGAAACGCUGCUGCUGCUGCUGCUGUUUUUAUUCAUUAUCAACUAAACUGUGAACAGGAUUAGGAAAACUCAGAGUGGGUUUCUAAUGCUUUUAUAAAACUGAUACCUCAUGCACAACAUACAUAGACUGCAAUAUUUUGCUCAUUUUAAUUUCCUUUUUAAUUCAUGCUGCCUAAUGUGAAAAGUGGUCUUGAGCCAAAGAAUCCAGUUUUUACUGUUUAAUAACAUCAACAGCCUUACAGUACAUCACCCAUUUUUUUCUGAUUUAAGAACAAUGAUAAGAAAUCAGAAAUAAUGCCUGACUAGUCUAGUGUUAAUGUGAGAUAUAAUAGAAGGAAACCAUGGAACUGAACUUGAACAGAUGUAAACUUUCUUAAAAAAAAGUAUUUUUGUUUACAUCUUUAUUAUCAGGAUCUAAACUUCAACCAUCAUAGUAUUGACCUGCUUUGGGUAAAGUGUAUUUUAAAGUGCUUGAUCAGGUAUAUAGUUGUAUAUUGUAUAUUGCUGCCUCUACUAGUGUAUCUCAAAAAUAGAAUACAGUGAACAAGAACUGCUAUAUAAACUAAAAAGAUGAACUUUUAUAUUUUAAAGGGAUAUAAUAAAACUGAAUACGUAAAACUUUUUUUUUUUGCCAUAUUUUUUUUACAACUGCAUGAAUUAAAUAGCCUAAAUGUAUUUUUUGGGUACAUGUUUUUUGAACACUGAACAUUUUUUGAACAUUCCAGCAGACAUACCAACAAAGCACAAUAUUGUUCAAUAUAAACAUUCAGUAUUUUCACUUAUUUAACUGAACACCAAAAGUAUUUUUGGUGCAUAUCUAUUUUAUAUUCAUUACAUAUAAGGUCACGCAUUUACAAGUUCUGGAAUUAACUUUUCUUAACAAUCCAUUCAAGGCAGCAGUCACCUCUGUUGCUCAUGCUCUUUUUCUACCACAUUUCUGCCUUUUAGACAAUUUUCCAUUAAUAUUCUUUAAUACAGCACUUUGCAAAUAGCCAGCCAUCUUUCCAUUUAUUAUGGUUAAAUGUGCUGAACUAGAUUGUGAGAUGAAACAGUGUACUUUUUCACCAUAUUCAAUUUUUUUGAGAUGCACUAAUAAUGUACUGUUGCCUCUUGAGACUGCUACCUGUAUUUCUAUGAUAUUUCUGACAUUUAAAUAUUGGUGGUCUUUCACAGGCUAGUUAAUUAAGUCAAUUGUUUACUUGUUAUGCUAAACCAAGCACAUCAGUCAGACACCUGAGCAUCUUAAUCAUAUUUAACUGACUCAUGCAUGUUGAGAGGAAGGAGUAAAUUAGUUUUUUUUUUGUAAGUGAUUUAAUGGCACAUUAAAGCUGUGAUCAGUUCGUAUGCUUUAAUAUGGGGAUUGUUAGAUAUACAGUAGGUGUGAACAUCAGCAAAUGAACAUAUUUUUACAAUUAAUCAGCAGCUUUUUAAUUGGGGCUAUUUGUAAGAUUAUGUAAUAUGACUCCAUCAAUUUCUCCAAUUUUCUCCAAUUAGUUGAAUCGCAAGAAAAUAUUUACUAUAUUCUAAUGUUUAAUUAAUGGCACCUAUUUAAAAUAUGUGAAUAAUUUACAAUUUUAACAUUAAAACCGUACGUGAUGGGCAUAUCUUACAUAACCCCCUUUUAUAAGAAUUAAAGUUGUUUUUAGAGCUGAAAUAUAGUUGAACUUUUUAAACUAUAAUUUAACUUAUAAUUAUUUUCACCCUGAGCCACAGCAGAUAAUAAAUACUACUGUGUGUAUAUACUUGCAUUCAUGCAUCUGCAUAUUAUUGCCUAUAAAUUCAUAAUCAAGCAUAAGCCGAGCUGAAUCCCUGACUGUUAUUAAGCCGUAUACACAUGACUGAACAAAAGCUUCUUAGUGGGAAGAAUUUCUCUCAGGGAAUUGUUUACCAAAAAAUUAAAUGUUUAGUCUUUAUUUGCUGUUAAAGUGUAUUUCUGUGCUGACUUCUUAUAAGUGUUUAAUUAGCCUAAAUAUCUGUAGAUGUAAACGUUCAGGCAACGUUAUUAAUGAUGCAUCUUUUUAAAGAAAGGACCUAAGGGUAGCAGUGGACCUGCAGUUUGGAAAGUUUAGUGCCUCUCAGUGGUCAUGGAGGGUGAUUUCUUAUAUUAUUAUAAUUUUUUUUCCUUCAGUUUACAGUAAAUCCUACCUCAUUUGUUUUUAUUUUUUCUCAGUCAUAAAACCUGAUUACUGCUCAAAUAAGGGAUUAUAGCUUUUGAAAAAGAAAAUGAUUUGUUGACUUGCUCUGAUGUGCUUUAACUGUAAAUAGAUCUGCGAUAGGAUGUAAUUACAGUUAGCCGUGCACAUAUUCUCUGAUUUGUAAAUGCAGGCUGAAUGUCAGAUAUGGAUGUAUUAUUUUGCUUUAUUAUUUUAAAGACUGAAUCUAUCUUAUACACAGUAAAUAAUGUCCCCUUUAGUGGGUGAUAUUGGGAUUGUACUGACCUCUGUUAAUACUAACAACUGACAAUGCUGUUUAUUUUUACUGGGACUUGAAAUAUUUAAUGCUAUACAACACUGAUGUAAAGAGGCAAGUUCUCGACUCUUAUUUUACCUUUUUUUUUUGUUUAACCUGUCUUUACCUGUGGGACCUAAAAUCAAUUCCUCCCACCCUGACGUUUCAUUAGAAACCACAGCAAAACGGCUUUCUGUAAAGACAGUGGAGGUUUUCUCCUGACAGCAGUGAUAAAUAACCUGAACUACUGAUAUGUUUAUAUUUUCCGUUAAUAUAUAUAUUUUUUUAUAGGAAGUAUUUCUUGUUUGAAGGAAUCAAAGGUCAGACACUGAUUUGAGAAAAACAAAGAAAAUCAUGACUUUAUUUUUAUUUUUUAAACCAAAGAUUUUAACAGAAAUUAUGGUUUUGGCAUUGUGUGUGUGUGUUUGUGUGGGUGUUAGUUAAAUGUUUUCUGGUCAUUUAUCAGUAGUUGUUUCAUUUGUUUGAUAUUUAAUAUAUAUUUUUUAUAAGGAUCAAGAUUUUCAAAAAGCUUUAUCGGACAAUUAAUGAUGUAUUUUUUUUUUUUGGAUGAACAUGAUGGUUUGAUGGUCAUGAGAUUCAUUACAAGCACUGAUAAACCUCAGGAGCUGAUCUUGAAUGCUUGAAAUCUUUUCUUGGACAAGAAAUAUGCAUUUGAUGAAAUAUGCGUAGUGCAUUUAAAGGCCUUCUUAAAGAAUGUUCUGCAACUUGCAUUUGGCAAAAUAAAUCUGAUUUAGAUUUUUUUUUUA
This is a messenger RNA of Astyanax mexicanus (Mexican tetra), 4696 nucleotides long. Its product is annotated as protein lin-28 homolog A. The transcript is spliced from 5 exons. The record is from RefSeq and is a predicted model, not a curated record. Gene Ontology annotation, molecular function: nucleic acid binding; zinc ion binding. NCBI's taxonomy places the organism in Eukaryota, Metazoa, Chordata, Actinopteri, Characiformes, Acestrorhamphidae. The coding region runs from base 586 to 1320 and encodes 244 amino acids.